Molecule: messenger RNA, 411 nt
Organism: Lactuca virosa
Lineage: Eukaryota; Viridiplantae; Streptophyta; Magnoliopsida; Asterales; Asteraceae
Source: the annotation of a GenBank genome assembly
AUGACGGCAGCAGCAGGUGGUGGACCGGAGAUUCUCAACAGCAGUAGUGGUGGUCAAUGGGUGGAAGGAAGCAGUCCUCCGGCGAUGAUUUGCGAAGGGAGGAAGACGGAGACGAUCGUUGUAGUCAGUGGUUCAGAAGAUGACGAGGAAGGGUGCUUGGGCUGCUGUAAUAGACGAGCAACAACCAAGAAAGGAAAAGGGGGUGUUUGGAUGAUUCAGUCGAUGGAAUGGAUAGAAGGAGGGUCUUCCUUGUCAAGCUUUUCUUGGAUUCUAGCCUUUUGCAAUCGCCAUCUUUCCCCUGAACACAAUCGUCGGACAACAUCUCUGGAGUAUUUGAAAGGGUUUAUACUACAUCCGGUGGUGGAUUUCUGGGUUCAACUGCGACCGCCGUUGUUGUGCUCGACGACAUGA